Messenger RNA from Cynocephalus volans (Philippine flying lemur), 2175 nucleotides. RefSeq names its product minichromosome maintenance domain containing 2 (gene MCMDC2). Gene Ontology annotation, molecular function: single-stranded DNA helicase activity; DNA binding; ATP binding. Lineage: Eukaryota; Metazoa; Chordata; Mammalia; Dermoptera; Cynocephalidae. Gene Ontology annotation, biological process: double-strand break repair via break-induced replication. The transcript is spliced from 15 exons. Bases 128 to 2173 code for a protein of 681 amino acids. The record is from RefSeq and is a predicted model, not a curated record.
GGCGCUCGAGGCGACGCGCGACGGGCCGCGCUUGGUUUUUCUCAUCCUUCCUUUGAGUUUCACCAUCUUUACCAGCAACCAUGGUUUAAUCAAUUAGUAACACAGAAGAAUCAUUAAUUAGGAGAAAAUGUCAAAUCUAAAAAUGAAAGAGGCAGCCCUUAUCUAUCUUGACAGAAGUGGAGGCCUCCAAAAGUUUAUAGACGAUUGCAAGUACUACAAUGAUUCAAAACAAAGUUAUGCUGUCUAUCGAUUCAAUAUUUUAAUAAAUCCCUCUGAUGUUGUUGAAUUAGACGCUGAACUUGGAAAUCACAUUUUACACCAACCUUUAAAAGCUGCUGAAGUUUUUCAAUCAGUCUGUUUUAUUGCUGUGAAGACUCUCUCAUUAAUUGGACAAUUACAAACUGAAACUCAAAUUAAUAUAGUGCUGAAAUUAACACAUUUACCUCCUCUGCCAAGUUAUGGUCUUGAUCUUUGUGAGUUUCCACUUGAUUAUACAUCUCAAAGAUUUUAUAUGAUGCAAGGGAUUGUGAUCGCAAUGACAACUGUAACCAAGUAUACACAAGGUGCGAGAUUCCUUUGUUCAGAUGAAGCAUGUCCUCUCUCAAAAGGAUUUCAGUAUAUAAGAGUGCAUGUGCCUGGUGCUACAGAAUCUGCAACUGUAAGAAACGACUUUUUGUGUAAUCUGUGUGCAUCUUCACUUCAAGAAGACAGAAAAUUUAGAGUACUUGGUGAUAAACAGAUAGUUGAAAUAAUUACCACAAAGGCACUUCAUGCUUUUCAAGGAUAUUCUAACAACCAGCCAUUUAGGUUUCAAUCUCUUACAAUUUUCCUAAGAGAUGAGUCAGUUAAUAAAAUGAAUAUAGGAAGUGAAUAUAAAAUUAUUGGAAUUCCAACCUGUCUAAAAACCUCACAAACUGCUGUCUGUAUGGAAGCAAAUAGCAUCACUCUUUGCAAUCCAAGAGUUCCUUCAGGAAUUAGUGACAACUUCAAGUGUCUCCUCUCCUUGACUUCCUGCUCAUGCUGGAAGUUUACAGCAAUACUUGCCAAUAUCUUUGCAUCACAUAUUGUUCCUUCUGGGACUUACAAUUUGCUCAAGCUCUGUUUGUUGAUGAGUCUAGUACAGACAAGUGACCAUAACAAGGAACUGGAAGAUUGCCUAGAUAUUUUAAUUAUAACAAGUGAUACUCUACUUAUACACAGGCUUUUGAAUUUUAGCAUAAAUCUUGUUCCUCGUGGUAUACGUCAUCCAGUCUCUACUGAAAUUUUUCCUACACUGUCCAGGAAUAAGUAUGGAACUGGAGCGGUUAGCAUUCAAGCUGGCAGUGCUUUGCUAGCUAAAGGUGGUAUCUGCUUUAUAGGAGACUUGGCUUCACACAAAAAGGAUAAACUUGAACAGCUUCAAUCAGUUCUAGAGAGCAGAAGCAUUACAGUAUACAUCCCAGGAAAGAAGUUUGGGGAUGACAUUGAUCAACAAAUGACUUUUCAACUUCAGUGCAGUUUUUGGUCUUUUGUUGAUGUGGAUUCAUCUUCAAAGAGAAAUGCACAGAAAACUAACACUCUAAUUGGUCAGAUGGAUUGCAGUUUGAUUCCAGCUAACCUUGUGGAGGCAUUUGGAUUACUAAUUAACUGCAACGAAUCAUCUCCUUGCUACCCACUUCUUCCUAUAGUGCAACAUACUUUAAAGAAGGCCAUUGAUCCUGAAGGGCUUCUUUAUGUAGCUUCUAAACAGUUCACAACUGAAGAUUUUGAAAAGCUACUGGCUUUUGCAAAGAAUUUGAACGUAGAAUUCAGCUUGGAGGCAGAAAGAAUGAUUCAUGGCUAUUAUUUAGCAAGUCGCCGAGUCAGAACAGAUUCUAUAUGUGGAUCAAAAUUGUCAGCAUCUGCAUUAAAAUAUUUAGUUUCCUUAUCUGAAGCCCAUGCUCGACUAAACUUACGGAAUAAAGUACUUAAAGAAGAUGUACUAAUUGCAGCCUUAGUAUUUGAAACAUCUCUCACAUUGAAAUAUGGGGCCACUGUAUUUUGUGUUGCUCCAAAUGCAGUAUUUCCUUUUGAACUGUAUAACGAAGAAUAUUUAGAGCAAAGAGAUCUAUAUCUGACUCAAUGCCAACAACAGUUCCAACAGUUUAUUGCCACAUAUGGACCUGGGCCAGCUAUUUUCUCUAGUGAUGAAUAACU